Colletotrichum phormii is the source of this 818-nucleotide messenger RNA. RefSeq lists its product as uncharacterized. The transcript is spliced from 2 exons. The coding region runs from base 171 to 818 and encodes 215 amino acids. The record is from RefSeq and is a predicted model, not a curated record. NCBI's taxonomy places the organism in Eukaryota, Fungi, Ascomycota, Sordariomycetes, Glomerellales, Glomerellaceae.
AGAUCUGGCUGGUUCCUCGUCGUUCACCUCAUUUUUGAUUUGGUUCGACGGCAGGCCUCACAGUAUCAAAUUUAAUACAGACAUUCCCUUGGAAACGGUUACUUCGGUCCAAACAUUCAUACAGAAUCAUCUAAUAUUUCAUCAACUUCGGUUCACUUCAGUCCAUCAAAAUGAAGUUCCUCACAUUCGGAUUCCUUCUCGCCUCGACGAUCGUUAGCGUCAGCAGUGCUCCCGCAGAUAUCGAUAGCAGGGCUGUCAGUUAUCAAAACAACUAUGACCAACACUUGGAGGACCGCGAGGAGCGCAAGGAGGCUCGCGACAUCUCCGUCCCCUCGUUCGCCGGUGUCGAGACCACCAGCGGUGUGAUCGCUGACAUCGAGGUCGAGGAGAACGCCGUUCCCCUGAGAGCCCGCCAGCUUCUCAAGAAGAAGAAGGGCAAGAAGGGCAAGAAGGGCAAGAAGGCGAAGAAGGCUAAGAAGGCCAAGAAGGCGAAGAAGGCCGCAAAGAAGGCAAAGGCUGCUGCCCCCGCAAAGGCCAAGGGCAAGGCCGCCGCGCCCGCCGCCGGUGCCGCGAAGAAGAAGGCUGCCGCGCCCGCUACUCCUGCCGCCGGCAAGGGUAAGGGAGCUGCUGCUCCUGCUGCUCCCGCCGGUGGUGCUGCUGCUAAGGGCAAGGGCAACGCUGCCCCCGCGGCUGCUCCUCCUGCCGCCGCACCUCCCGCCGCCGCGAAGCCCAUCCAGCCUGCUCAGCCGGCUGCCGUUGCACCUGCCCCUGUUGCUCCUGCGAUUCCCGCAGCCAAGGGCAAGAACAACGGCAACUGA